This is a messenger RNA of Nilaparvata lugens (brown planthopper), 1457 nucleotides long. RefSeq lists its product as uncharacterized. The transcript has 2 exons. Lineage: Eukaryota; Metazoa; Arthropoda; Insecta; Hemiptera; Delphacidae. Bases 615 to 1457 code for a protein of 280 amino acids. The record is from RefSeq and is a predicted model, not a curated record.
CCAAGCGAUUCCCCUAUUAUAAAUUGUUACCAUAAUGUCUAGGGUUGUUCUCACAACCUUAUAAUACCAUCACAAUACCAUACAUAAUAUAACCCCAAUAUAUUACAAAUUUAAAUACCCCAUUACAUGGUGUUGGGCGUCGUUCUCAUGAGAAAGAGUUUAUUAUUGACAAGAUUAGCCUUCAAAUUAUCUAUUGACAUUUUCAUUUCAGGUCAUUAUCAUAAUUAUUAUAUUCUGUGUUUGAUCUCGUAUAAUUAUGUCCUCUAUUCUCUCAACGUACAGGGUAAAUAUGAUAAUUGUUAUUAUUGUUAUAUUGAGAUGAGUAGCUCUAGUUCUAGUGACUCUGAACAAUCACCUAGUGAAUUCGAGGUUUCAUUAUUACGUUUACCUAUUGAUUUAAAAGUAAAAUCUCUGGAUAAAUCAGAAUUAUUAGAGCUAGGCAAACAGUUAGGUAUUCACAUCCCUCAAUCUGUUAAUAUUGAAUACUUGAGAUUCGCUGUUGACUUGGCAAAAAAGUUUGUAUUUAUGUGGACCACGAUUCAGGAGCUAGAGAUGCUCUAAGUCGAUUACUUAAGUUAGGGUCCCUGUCUCAACGCGAUCGUAUUAUCUUCCCUAUGUUAGCCGAUUACGAGCGAAUAGUAGGCAAGCUAGGCAGAAAUCAAGAACACAUCUACGACACAGUAGCUCCCGAUAACUUAGCAAAUAUCCUAAUUCCAGAAAAUAAUAUGGCAGGGAAUGAUAAAAGACCCUUUGCGAAACCCGAAAGCUAUGGGGGUACAAAGAGUGAAGACUUCAACGAGUGGUUGAAAACCUUCAAUAGGGCAGCAAAAAUAAAUAAGUGGGAUGAGGAUGAUAAAAUCUUGUAUUUACCCCUCUACCUCAAGAAAACAGCAUUGGCAAUUUUCGACAUAUUUUCGGAUAAAAAUGAAAACGCGACAUUUCUUGAUGCAGUAGGCCACUUAAAAAGUAAACUUGUAGACCCUGUUCAUGAAGAGACAACCAGACAAAAACUCGAAAACAGAAACAAAUUACCAACAGAAACAUACACAGAAUACACAGCAGAUAUAAUAAAACUUUGUCACAUUCUUGAGCCUCAAAUGUCAGAGAAAAGAAUAGUAGGAUAUGUUUUGAGAGGCUUAGACGUAGGAGCAUUGCAACAUGUUGCUUUCAUGGACAAUGCAUCAGUUGAAGAUUUAGAGAAAAAUCUCGCCAAAUAUGAAAGAUCUCGCUUCCUUCUAGACAAAAAGUUAGGAAUGCAUAAUGCUUCAAUCCUGUCAGAUGACGAAGAAGACGAUUGCCAGUUCAAGCAGAAAGGCCUCUGCUUGAUUCCGAGGAAAAAGAUGUCGAACUCCGCCACCCAAGCCACUUGUCUCCACCUUCUAACAUCAGAAGCAGACGUAUCGGAGCUACGAGAAGUCUGCAAAUUGAUUGUAAAGCAACUGACAAUCAAACCCUAA